AGAUGGGCAUCUCAAAAACUCGCCCAAAACAAAAGUUGCUCCAAGCUCCGCCCAUUUUGGAUCCAGACCCCGCCCCUUUUGCUCCAAACUCCUCAGAAACUCGAACCGGAAAAUAUUUCAUAUACGCUUUCAUAAUUUUAUCAAUAUUUAUUAAUGGAGCAUCAAAUUAUGCGUGGUUUUCCACGUUUUACGAGUGCUCAAAAGCCGAGGAAAUUGUGCAAAGGAUGUGUGCUCCGAAGUUGGAACGGCUGGAAUUAUUGAUUGAAAGUACGGUACCGGAGUUUGCUAUGACACCAAUUGGACGGGAUAUGGCCCGGAAAUGUGCAGAAGUGGAGGAAUGCCUAGGCGCCGUUCAGUGCUCCCAGCCGGAGCUCCGUAGUGAUUUUCUCCAAAAAUGCUCAAUUUUUCAAUUUUUCCACACAGAAUUUGCCACCUGCCGGGACGUUCUACAAAAAUCAUCGAAAAUUCGCGAAAAUUGUGUGAAAAAGUUGUUCGCUACGGGACCCAUUUCGUGUGAUGUGCUCAAUGAGCAUUUGGAGUGUUAUCGGACAAAAAUCGAGGAAAAUUGUGAUACGGAUGCGGUUUUUAUGUAUCAUUUUGAUAUUCAUAUGUAUAAUUAUGCACAAAUCAUGAAUUGUACAGAAGUGGAGUUGGAUUGAGCUCCAAAACCUUAAUUUAUUGAAAAAUCAAAUAAAAUUGUGAUAAUU
Messenger RNA from Caenorhabditis elegans, 707 nucleotides. RefSeq names its product T20D4.11-like domain-containing protein (gene Y43F8B.10). The coding region runs from base 3 to 659 and encodes 218 amino acids. The record is from RefSeq and is marked reviewed. Lineage: Eukaryota; Metazoa; Nematoda; Chromadorea; Rhabditida; Rhabditidae. The transcript is spliced from 2 exons.